Molecule: messenger RNA, 3964 nt
Organism: Aspergillus steynii IBT 23096
Lineage: Eukaryota; Fungi; Ascomycota; Eurotiomycetes; Eurotiales; Aspergillaceae
Exons: 10
Coding region: 1-3795 (1264 amino acids)
Cellular component (GO): small-subunit processome
Source: RefSeq, a predicted model, not a curated record
AUGCGGAACCUUCACAGAUCCGUCUCAGAGCUCUGGGACACGACCGUGAGGAAACUAUUUCCUAGACACACCUCUCAGGCCAGUGAUCGGGAUCGGCGCACUUUCUCUUCCCUGCGCUCGUCCAACACCAGCGAGCACGAUGAUGGCUUUUACCAGUACUCCCAAACUCUGCCGCCGAGAAACCAGAGAAUGCGUUCACACCUUCGCUCAUCUGACAGCACCCAAGCGUCAUACUGCUCUGCCCUCAUGGAUCCUAUCGAACGCCCUCAUCUUCCUUACACUAUCGGGUCUCCUGAUUGGAAUCAGUUCUCUGAUCCCAUAAGAAGCCUUGAUGAAUGUCCCACCGAGGACGCGUCCGACUGGCUCUAUAGUGUCCUCUCGGUCGUUUCCAAGGUUUAUACUGUGGCUAAAAUCAUCGUUAUGAUCCUCAUGCAGUACGGCGUCGAGCUGGAUGAUAUGCCCGACGGUCUUCUGUACCAUGUUGCGCGCACCGAGGAGGUCAUCAGUUCCGAUUCCAUUGCUGUUUUGGUCGACGCCGUGGAGGGGUUGUAUUAUGCCCUGUUUGCCAGACUGAUCAUGGAAAUGGCCAACGUUGAUCUAUGCUCUUGCUUUCACCUGAACCUCCACGGCAUGACUAGUAAGGCUUCCUACACCCUGCCAGAGCCCGCCCAGCUGUUUAAGAUCCUCCUGUUCUGCAAGCGCAUGCUCGAAAAUCCCGCCGUUUGCCGGAAUAACAACAACGAACUCGUGAGGCAGCACCAGAAUGUCUACAUUCGCAGCGCCAUAAGCAGAUUAGCAAGCACCGGCAUUUUUCUGGAUGAUUUGCUCGGAUACCGUCGUGAUAUCAUGAAUGUGGCCUGCGACAGUUCGUCCGCGUUCCGCCAGAAAUGGACUAAUGGUCUUUUGCUUUACCACAUGCCCCCGGAAGAGGUCCUCAUGGUGCUAUCGGAAAAAUACUUGGCCUUGACUCCCAGGGUGACAUUCCAGGAUGAAUUGCCUACCUCCGAGCUUCCUUUCGUCGAUUCCGAACUCGCCGACCCGGAGACCUGGGAGCGGGAGCUGAUCAAGGACCACCGGCAAGCAACCCUGGCCAAAUUGGAAGGCAAAAGUGUUGGAGACGUUCGGCGCGAGGACGACCGACGCCGUCUGAGCGACUACGUCAGGGAAUACAAAUGUAUCUGUCGUUCCAGCUGCAGUUGCGCCUGGGAUUGCACCUUGGAUCCGGAACGCCACUGUCCCUGUGCUGAGCGACAGAUGCGAGUCCUCAUCGUGCGGCGCCGCAAAGGUAUUAGUGCGCGCGAGUUCAGCGCUCGCUGCAGUAGUCUGGCCAAGGCGGUUUUUCAGGGAAUAUCGUGCCUUCGUCGCGACGUCGAGGAUCAGGAGAUUGCGAGAGAAUUUGAUCGCGCGCUCCUCCUUUUCGCCGAGGAGAUCCAGAAGCAACGAGUCACAGCUGCCAAGGCGAACGGCAUCCCCCCUGGAGAGACUGCGACGCUUCAAAGAUUCGCGGGCAUGGUGCCCAAGACGUUUGCAUCUGCCUCGACUGCCGCCUUUACCUCCCCGUCCGUAUCAUCGUCAGCCGCCAAAAUAGCCUCGCCGUUACGAUCCGGCAACCCACUGUGGACCGCACGCUCUGGGGGACCCAAGACGCUGGUCCGGGGGUACCGCGCUGUCUGGCCCUCCUACGGCAUCACCACGCCGGUUCCCGAUCGGCAUCCACAGUUCCCCAUCGCUCGCUGCCCCUUUUACUUCCAAACGGGCUACGCCCUCUGCGCCAAACGUCCCUCGCGCCCCUUUCCCCCUCCCUUCCUCUCGCCGCCGUCCUCCUCCUUUUCCGACCCCUUGACCACCCACUACCUGAGUCAGGAUAAGAGAUUAUCCGUCCGGGGAGAACUCGUCCGAGGCCUGAACAACGGCGACGACGCCGUCCUAGUUGCGGAGAAUUUCCUGGCCGUCAACGAUGGCGUAGGGGCGUGGGGUACGAAGCCACGAGGUCAUGCUGCUCUCUGGUCCCGGCUGCUCCUACACUUUUGGGCCUUGGAAGUUGAGCGAGAAGCGAAGGACUCUCUCCACUUACAUCCCGUCGAUUACCUGCAACGCGCCUAUGAAGAAACUCUACGGGCCACAACCUCACCGAGCGAAUGGUUGGGUACGACCACGUCGGUCACGGCUCUCCUACACUGCCAGCGCGACGACGCAGGGAACACGAAACCGUUACUCUACGUGACCAACCUAGGCGACUGUAAGGUGCUGGUGAUCCGUCCCAGUGAGGAGAAGGUUCUGUUUCGAACCAAGGAGCAGUGGCACUGGUUUGACUGUCCGAUGCAGCUGGGCACCAACAGCGUGGACACGCCCCAAGCGAACGCCGUGCUGGACUUGAUCGAUUUGGAAGAAAACGACGUCGUACUGGCGGUCUCGGAUGGCGUCCUCGACAAUCUCUGGGAGCACGAGGUCCUGACCAUCACGCUGGAGAGUAUGCGAAAGUGGGAACAGGGCCGAUAUGACAACACGGAUUUGGACUGGGCACCACCUGCGGUUCUGGCAGAGGAACGGAUGGUGUUUGUGGCACGAGAGUUGCUCAAAUCUGCUCUGGCGAUCGCUCAAGACCCGUUUGCGGAGAGUCCAUACAUGGAAAAAGCAAUCGACGAGGGUUUGGCUGUCGAAGGAGGGAAAAUGGAUGACAUUAGUGUAGUGGUCGGAUUUUCCCAUCCACGCCUCCUCCAUCUCCGUCGACUCCAACUCGCUAAUUCCGCACUCCCUCUCGGUCAAUCAAUUGCCAAAAUGAGGGCCAAACGUUCGAAGAAGUACCGUAAGCUCAUGCACCAGUAUGAGCUUACUUUCGGUUUCCGUGAACCGUACCAAGUCCUCGUGGACUCUAAUCUACUCCGUGCCGUGCACUCUUUCAAGAUGGACCUGAUUCCGGCGCUGGAGCGCACCCUCCAAGGGAAAGUCAAGCCCUUGUUGACAAAAUGCUCCCUGGAAACUCUCAUGGCCGGCCAACCUCUCCACCCCCGGACCAACAAUCCCAUGCGUCCGGAAUGUCUCCCCCCUCCUACGACAUUGCCGUUGCGUCACUGCUCGCAUAACGAAGACUCGACGCCCAUCGACGAAACUACCUGUCUGCUAUCGCUGCUGUCGCCGAGCCCGGACGCCAAAAAGAAGAACAAAGAACAUUAUAUCCUCGCCACGGCGGACCCGCCGGGUGCCGAGAAAGCCGCGGCCGCGGCCGCCAGUGCGAAUGCCAAUAAGGGCGCCGGGCAGAAGAGAAAGCGAGGCGUGGACGAGGGCGAGUUGGCGCUGCGACGGGCCCAGUCGCUGCGGAGACAGGCACGAAGUGUCCCCGGUGUGCCGAUCGUGUAUGUCAAGCGGUCGGUGAUGAUUCUGGAACCGAUGAGUAUGCCCUCGGAGGAUAUUCGGGAGGGCGUGGAGAAGGGGAAGUUCCGGGUCGGGUUGACCGAUGAGGCGAUCAAUAAGAAGAAGCGAGAGAGUACCGGGGAAGCGAAGAAAAAGCCGGGAUUCAAGAAGGCCAAGGGUCCCAAUCCGUUGAGUGUGAAGAAGCCGAAGAAGAAGGCCACGGAUACUGCUGGCUCGACGAAGCCAAAGCCGUCAAAGGAGGAGCAGCAAUCUAAGCAUGGCAGCGGAGACGAAGGCGCCGGGGGACCGGACGGCGACUCGGCUCCGAAGCCGAAGAGGAGGCGACGCCAUCAUAAAGGAGCGAAUCGAGAUGGUGAUGCCGGUGGUCAGGAACCAUCGCAUGGGUCCGAGGCGGUUGCUUCGGUCGAUGUGAUGGAAGAAUGAGCUCCGUCAAUCGGGCGAGGGAAGAAAAAAAGCAUUAUUUGUUUCUCGUUACUUCGUAAGGCGUUGCGGCUGGGAGCAGAGGCACACCGUCUCUCCAUGAUCAAGUCAUAUACUGUACAUUCUAUAUCCGGAAUAAGAUACUCCAACAAUCAAACGACGUGAACCAUUC